This is a messenger RNA of Adineta ricciae, 2724 nucleotides long. Lineage: Eukaryota; Metazoa; Rotifera; Eurotatoria; Adinetida; Adinetidae. The record is from the annotation of a GenBank genome assembly.
AUGAUAAGUCUGGCAUUCAUUGUACUUAUCACGGGUAUUGUUGGUGGUCUUCUCAUUGUUUUUUCGAUUUUAUUUUUAUACAAAUAUUGUGUAAAUCGAAAAAAUUUGAGAGAAGCCGCACAAAUGAAGCUUUUAUAUGAAACAUUACAUCCUGCUAUGAUUUUGGAUUCUAAUCGGAUAUAUCGACAUGGAAUGGAUUUUAUACCUCCACUUGAACCAAGACGAUCUAAUCCACUUGAUCGAUAUCAAUUACCACAAAAUCAAUGGCAAAUUCCAAGUUCUAAACCAUCAUCGUUGGAUUAUCAUGAAAAUCAUGAACAAAAUGGUAAUACACAACAUAAUCCAACACUUUAUGAAAAUGUGUCAAAUGAUGAGAAACCCGCUGAAAAUUACCUCCAAGUCGAUCCUCGGUGUUACGUUCGACAAAAUUCUACCAGUUCGGUUAUUCUACAAAAACGAUCCGAAACUCCGCGUCUCGAGAAAGGCCAUUCGAUCAAUAUUGAUACUCGACCAUCAGGAACAUCCUCAUCUCUAUCACCUUAUCGUCAAAGUAGUUUCGAUGUUACUUUAGCGUAUCACACACCAACACAACAACCAUCAACUCCUUCAUCUAUCAUUUCAACACCACAAGAAAUGUUUUUUACACCACGUGGCUCAAGUUUAUCUGUCCAUGGAAAUUCGCCAACAAGUACACCACAGGGUUCUCAACAUUUACUACCACCAGUAGCAAUAAUCAGUAAAAAACCAACUCCAAUAGAAAAGAAAGACUUAACUGUUCAGUUAAAUUCUUCAAGCAAGACUUCGAAUAAUCAAAAUUUCACUCAAACAUUAACUUCGACACGUUCAUCUGUUGUUCAACGUGAACACGAACAUUGUCGUUCUCUGGAACAUCCAACAACAGCAAGUUCUUCUUCAGUUGAUAAACAAUCUCGUAGUUUCGAUGCUGCGAAUCUUCUCCGACCAGUCAACCAACGUUCUGAAGCAGUUGUAAAUCGUCGAACGAAAUCCUAUGAGUGUGCUGAGGAACAUCAUUCAUCAUCACCUAUCGCACCGCCACCGAUCAUUAUCAAAAUUCCAGACAUGAGUCAACUUGUCCAAGCAGCUCAAUUAGAACAUAAGAAGCGAAAAGAUUUCUGGCGUUUUCAUCGUUCCCAUGACAUCGAAGAUCGACGAGAUCAAGUUGAACAAACCUCACCGGAUGAUUUAUUUACCUCAACAUCUAUUGAUUCGAGCGGCGGAAUUCAUUCACCAAAGAAAAUGAAAAACGAAAAUCCAAAUGAUGAAAAUCCCAACUAUGAACAUCGUCGUAAGAGUUCAUCGAAUCUUCUUUUACCACCUCCGGAAGUUCGCCGUCAAGCGUUACGACGAACAUUUGAAAAACGUCGAAAUUGCAUCAAUCAAUCCAAUGCCAAACGAGAAGAACAAUUAAAUAAUAAACCAACGUCAGACUUCUCCAAAUUAUUAACGAAUUUAACUUGUAGAAGUGAAAAUUCCAGCUUUGAUCGAAGUCUGGAAACCGAUUUUGAUAUGCAAUCGGAUACAAGUAGUCGAGGUCAAAAUGAUCAUUUCACAUCCAUUGAAUCAUCAGGAAAUGAAUACAAUAUAUCCGAAACGAAUUCUCAACAUUUAAAAAUUCAACCAACUACUCAACAAGAUGACAGUGCUUAUAAGUCCUUUGAAAGUCAAAAUCAAACGUUAAGCUUAGAUUGGAUGUCGACAGAUGGUGGUGAGAGUGUGAUAUUCAUUCCUCAAUCAUCUCUAAAGCAACGAAGUGUCGAUAUUAAAGACCUCGAAGAAGAUUUGAAUGAAACUCAACGCAAUUUAUCACAAAAUCAAUAUUUAUCACCGAAUAAGUCAAUUCCAUUAUCAGCAUCAAUUCAUCGAACGGCGAGUAAAAAACGACGAGAAUUUAGUAAAGAUAAACGGCAUGCAUCAUCCAAUGUAAUUUUGCCCUCGAUGAAAACGCCCGAUGAACAUGAACAGAAUUCAAAUCAAACGUUACAAGUUCGUUCCGCUGAUCUUCGUCGAUCAAAAUCCAAUGAAGCCGAAAUUUUGGAAUAUUCAAUCAAUUCAUUGGAUACAAACGUUUCAUCCAAUUCUAUUCCUACACGAACAAAUAUCACGCCGAAUCCACGUCAUCUGUUCCAAAAAUCUCCAUCUGUUAGCGUAAGUUCUCCUACAGAAUCGUUUCGUUCGAAACGUGGUUCAAUAUCAUUCGACUAUCCAACAGUUCCAAUAAACUCUCCCUCACCAUCUUCGUCAGUCGCCCCGAUUGUCACAACUACCAGUGGAACAAAACCCCGUUUAAAAUUUAGCUUAGUUCGCGACCCCACAACUUCCAGUUUAGGUUCAACUUCGUCAAACAAUUCCAUGUUACUGUUCAAUGAUAAUGCAAUCGAUGAGAAAACUGAUCGAAUUAUCAACGAAUUUCUUAAACAAGAUAAUCAUCAACGUGCGCCUAUUCGACAACAAACAUUCGACGAAACGAAUCAUCAACGGACGAAACAACAAACUCGAACAACGUUUAUCAAACAACGUCCACAUAGUUUUAUUCAAUCGGAUUUUCAUUCUGAAUAUCCUUCGACACAUUUGACUGAUCAAGAGAAGUACAAAUGUGAAGAUCAACCGAUCUCUUCUCGAACAAGUAAUUUUCUUCGACGAGAAAAUGGAUUAGCUUUUGGUUCUCCAUCAAUUAUCGUCACCGGUUAUGAUAGCGGUAGUUAA